This is a messenger RNA of Impatiens glandulifera, 276 nucleotides long. Its product is annotated as photosystem I subunit O-like. Bases 1 to 276 code for a protein of 91 amino acids. The record is from RefSeq and is a predicted model, not a curated record. Lineage: Eukaryota; Viridiplantae; Streptophyta; Magnoliopsida; Ericales; Balsaminaceae. The transcript has 2 exons.
AUGGUUGCAAAAGCCUCAGGUGGAAAUUUCGAGAGGGAUUGGAAAGAUCUGAACGUGAUUGGGUUUGGGUUGAUCGGAUGGUUAGCACCUUCCAGUAUUCCGGCGAUCAACGACAACAGUUUGACCGGACUCUUCUUUUCCAGCAUUGGGACUGAGCUUGCUCACUUCCCAACUGGCCCUGCUCUCACUUGGCACAUGAGAUUGUUCUUGGCAUUGACUUUUGGACAAAUUGGAUUCAAGAGUAGGACCGAAGAUUACUUCAAUAAAAUAAAUUAA